CGGUUCACGUCGAACCCGCCGUCGAUGGUGGCGGCGGCGGCGGUGGCCACGGCGGUGCAGGGCAUGCUGAUCCGCGACAGCGACGGCGGCGCAGCGGCGACGGAGGCGGCGGCCCUGGCGGCGGCGCCCGUGCCCGUGGGCGGCAGCAAGGCAAGGGGCCCGUCCACCACACCGCAGCAGUACAUGCAGGAGCUCUACCACAGUCUGCAUGCCAUCACGCAGAUUGACACCGACUGCCUGAAGGAGUGCCACCGCCAGAUCGAGAUCUGGACGCAGUCGAACGCGGAGUCGCUGUCCACGUCCACGUCCACCACCCCGACAGACAUGCAGGAGGUCAUGUUCUGACGGCUGUCCCGACCCGCCGACCACUCCGCGAACCCUCGCCGCCCCCCCGAGCCAUGGGCCGGGGGGGACGAGGACCCCCUGGGGCCCCGUGGGGUCAGCCCCAACACUGCCACAUCCUGCAGUCGGUGACCAGAGGCCUCGGAAACCUCCUGCAGCACCGACCCCGCCGGCGCGGCUGGCGCUGCCCGCCGGUGCUGGCGUGGGGGCCGCCGCCCCCCCUCGGGCGGCCGCCCCCACCACGCCUCUCAUGUGCACAAGCUAGUCGGGUCGCUAAUUUAUAUCGGAUAAACAUUGACAUAAGCUACUGCUGUUGCUACCGCUGCUCCUGGCAACCGUUCCAGCACGAGCACUCCUUCCACUGACGUUCCGUGGCCCAACC
Messenger RNA from Penaeus indicus, 724 nucleotides. RefSeq lists its product as uncharacterized. The record is from RefSeq and is a predicted model, not a curated record. NCBI's taxonomy places the organism in Eukaryota, Metazoa, Arthropoda, Malacostraca, Decapoda, Penaeidae. The transcript is spliced from 2 exons. Bases 25 to 345 code for a protein of 106 amino acids.